CUUGUCAUGAGUUGUUUUAUCUUGCAUAAUGUGGCUAAGCACCUUAAUGAUGAAGAUUUUGCUGUUGAUAUACCGGGAGAUGGCGAACAAGAAGAAAUCCAUGAUCAACAUGCUGCCGACUAUGCAGAUAGAGUGAUACGUCAGAGAGGUCAAUUUAGAAGAGAUGCAAUAUCAAGAAUUAUUCAUGGCUUUCGGGUCUAAAAGGCUCCUUACUGGGCCCGGCUUUCAUUGUGGUAGCUUUCAGUACUGGUCCUGAACUUCCAGAUGCUUCUUCGGUGAUUGUUUUUUCUUCAGCACAGGCUGUUGGAGUGUAAUCAACGCUUUUUUGUGGGCAACCUGCGACAACAGCACCUAAAAUUUAAAAUAUAUGCUAUGUAUAUUUAUUGACAUAUAUGUAUAUUAUACUCAAUCACAGAUUAUACCUACUGUAUGGAAAAACAAAAAAAUACAACUAACAUUGCAAUCGAG
Messenger RNA from Acanthoscelides obtectus, 468 nucleotides. Lineage: Eukaryota; Metazoa; Arthropoda; Insecta; Coleoptera; Chrysomelidae. The record is from the annotation of a GenBank genome assembly.